This is a messenger RNA of Closterium sp. Naga37s-1, 1917 nucleotides long. The record is from the annotation of a GenBank genome assembly. Lineage: Eukaryota; Viridiplantae; Streptophyta; Zygnematophyceae; Desmidiales; Closteriaceae.
AUGGCAGGCGAGGCGAUGCAGACCUUUCACGUGGGUGCGCACGUGUGGGUGCCUGACCCUGAGGUCGCGUGGGAGGAGGGGUGCGUGGUGGAGGACCUGGGGGAAGGCAAACUGGCCGUGAAGAUCGAUAACCCCGCCAAGCCGGACCUAUGGGAAGUGCACGCGUCGCUGUGCUGCAUGCGCGAGCCAGAGGGCCAACUGCUGGACGACAUGGUUCGCCUCACGUGCCUGCACGAGCCUGGCGUGCUCUCCAACCUCUGCCGCCGCUACCGCGCCAACCUCAUCUACACCUACACGGGGUCGAUCCUGAUAGCGCUGAACCCCUUUGUGCGCAUACCCGGGCUGGCCAUGAGGGAGGGGGGUCGCAGCCAGGCCAUUUUAAUAAGUGGGGAGAGUGGAGCCGGCAAGACAGAGACCACGAAGCUCAUCAUAGAGGCCAUGAGGGAGGGGAGUCGCAGCCAGGCCAUUCUGAUAAGUGGGGAGAGUGGAGCCGGCAAGACAGAGACCACGAAGCUAAUCAUAGAGUACCUCGCCCGUGCUGCUGCUCACAGCGACCCUGCCUCCCUGCCCUCCCCCACCGCCGUGCUCCCCACUACCUCCUCCUCCCUGCUCAUCCACCCACCUGGCUCGCCGUCUGCUUCGCCGUCCAUAGAGUCGCUUGUCCUCCAGCAAUCACUUACUUUGUCACACGUCCCGCCUCCCCUUUCCAUUGGUGAUUGCUUCUGUGUGCCUCCUACCCACCACCGCAGCCGCUUUGGCAAGUUCAUCGAGCUGCAGUUUGGGCGCAGGGGCGGGCUGACGGGAGCAGCAGGGAGGGGUGCGCUCAGGGGGUGGUACUUGCUGAAAACUCCCCUUCUCCCCUUACCAUUCCCCGCUGUGUGCCCACUGCCCACCACUGGCAGCCGCUUUGGCAAGUUCAUAGAGCUGCAGUUUGGGCGCAGGGGUGGGCUGACGGGAGGGAGGGGUUGGCUGGGGGUGAAUCGUGCUUCAACUCCCCUUACCAUUUCCAUUAUCCGCUUUGGCAAGUUCAUCGAGCUGCAGUUUGGGCGCAGGGGUGGGCUGACGGAGGCAGCGGUGCGCACAUACCUGCUGGAGCGGUCACGCGUGGUGCACAUCGCUGACUGCGAGCGCAACUACCACAUCUUCUACCAGAUGUGCCAGGGGCUCUCCAUUGACGUGAGUCGUGUGAAGCCAGCACGCGAGCACACCACUUCCACUACCUCAACCAGAGCUCCUGCUUCCACCACUCCACCCCACCUGCCUGUCUACUCAUGCCCCCUAUUACCCCUUUUAUCCAACCGCAUCCUUCAACUCUUCCUUCACCUUCCCACCAUGCAGGAAGCAUCGGCACUACAGCUGCCCCCGGACCCCAGCACGCGAGCCCACCACUUCCACUACCUCAACCAGAGCUCCUGCUUUCACCUGCCCGGCCGGGCCUCUGAUGCCGACGAGUUUGCCGCCACCAUGGCCGCCAUGCGCGCCGUUGGCAUCACCACACAGCAGCAGGACUCAAUUCUGAAGAUACUGGCGGCCAUCCUCCAUAUAGGCAACUUCACGUUUGAGCAGAGGGACUCGGACCUGGUGUUGGAAGUUCCUCAUGCAGAGGCGCACCUGGGUGCCGCUGCUGACCUGCUCAGCCUGGACACGCACGCAGUGAUCGAGUUGCUGAUGGUGGGCAACAGUGAGUGGGUGGGUGGGCCUACCACGCCACUUAAACCCAAGCUCCCCCACCCCACCUCUCCUCCCCUGCGACCCCCUAUCCCUCCCCUCAGAGUGAACAAGGAGGCGAUGCGAGAGUGCAUUACAGUCGUGACCAGACGGGUGGGUUCUGAGGUCAUUCGCAGCCCAGCGGACGACCGCACCGCCUGCUUGCGCCGCGACGCCCUCGCCAAGGCGUAUCCUAACUAUUGUGGAUGA